CCACUGUUUGCCAUUUUCUCAUGGCAACGAGCCUCACAUCUUGCUGCUGUGAUGGCACACUGCGGUAUUACGCCUAACAGAUAGGGGGAGUUUAUCAAAAUUAGGUUUGUUUUCAAAUUCUUUGUGGGUCUGUGUAAUCUGAAGGAAGUUUCCACCUCAUUUUGUGGGCAGUGAGCACAUAGCCUGUCUUCUCUUGAGAGCCAGUUCUGCCUAUUGCAGCCUUUCUCAAUAGCAAGGCUAUGCUCACUGAGUCUGUACAUAGUCAAAGCUUUCCUUAAGUUUGGGUCAGUCACAGUGGUCAGGUAUUCUGCCGCUGUGUACUCUCUGUUUAGGGCCAAAUAACAUUCCAAUUAGCUCCGUUUUUUUUUGCUCGAUUCUUUCCAGUCUGUCAAAUAAGUAUCUUUUUAUUUUCUCAUGAUUUGUUUGUGUCUAAAUGUGUUUCUGUCCUGGGGCUCUGUGGGGUGUGUUUGUGAACAGAGCCCCAGGACCAGCUGGCUGAGGGGACUUUUCUCCAGGUUCCUCUUACUGUAGGAGAGUGCUUUGUGGGCAUGGCUUCCUUUUAGGUGGUUGUAGAAUUGAACAGUUAUUUUCUAGAUGUUGAUAACUGUCACGGUUUUCUGUAGGCAAAAGGGAGUUGGACCAAAAUGCUGCGUGGCUGUUGCGAUCCAUCUUUAAUGAGACAAAGUAAACACGAAUCGAAUACAAAAACAAUCAAUGUAAUACGAAAACCGAACCAGCCUAAACACUGGUGCUAAGUAACACAGGAACAAGGACAUUAGGACAAUCCCCCCACAAAACCCAACACCAAACAGGCUACCUAAAUAUGGUUCCCAAUCAGAGACAAUGACUAACACCUGCCUCUGAUUGAGAACCAUAUCAGGCCAAACAUAGAACUAGACAAACUAGACACACAACAUAGAAUGCCCACUCAGCUCACACCCUGACCAACCAAAACAUAGAAACAUACAAAGCAAACUAUGGUCAGGGUGUGACAAUAACUAGCGGCUAUAGUCCUAAUUCUGCAUUGCGUUGUACACAUAGUUUCAAUUGGUUGUUUGUCCCUUUUUGUGAAUUCUUGGUUGGUGAGCUGACCCCAGACCUCACAACCAUAGAGGGCAAUAACAGGUUGAAGUAUUUUUAGCCAGACCCUCAUUGGGAUGUUGAGUUUAAUGUUCCUUUUUAUGGCAUAAAAGGCCCUUCUUGCCUUGUCUCUUAGACCGUUCACUGCCUUGUGUUUGUUACCUGUGUUGUUCCUGUUUAGGCCGAGGUAUGUAUAGUUUGUGUGCUCCAGGGCAACGGUGUCUAGAUGGAAUUUGUAUUUGUCGUCCUUGGUUGGGGACAGAUCUAGGUGCUGCUGUAGGCCCUCCUUGGUUGGGGACAGAUCUAGGUGCUGCUGUAGGCCCUCCUUGGUUGGGGACAGAUCUAGGUGCUGCUGUAGGUCCUCCUUGGUUGGGGACAGAUCUAGGUGCUGCUGUAGGCCCUCCUUGGUUGGGGACAGAUCUAGGUGCUGCUGUAGGUCCUCCUUGGUUGGGGACAGAUCUUGGUGCUGCUGUAGGUCCUCCUUGGUUGGGGACAGAUCUUGGUGCUGCUGUAGGUCCUCCUUGGUUGGGGACAGAUCUAGGUGCUGCUGUAGGCCCUCCUUGGUUGGGGACAGAUCUAGGUGCUGCUGUAGGCCCUCCUUGGUUGGGGACAGAUCUAGGUACUGCUGUAGGUCCUCCUUGGUUGGGGACAGAUCUAGGUGCUGCUGUAGGUCCUUCUUGGUUGGGGACAGAUCUAGGUGCUGCUGUAGGUCCUCCUUGGUUGGGGACAGAUCUAGGUGCUGCUGUAGGUCCUCCUUGGUUGAGGACAGAUCUAGGUGCUGCUGUAGGUCCUCCUUGGUUGGGGACAGAUCUAGGUGCUGCUGUAGGUCCUCCUUGGUUGGGGACAGAUCUAGGUGCUGCUGUAGGACCUCCUUGGUUGGGGACAGAUCUUGGUGCUGCUGUAGGUCCUCCUUGGUUGGGGACAGAUCUAGGUGCUGCUGUAGGUCCUCCUUGGUUGGGGACAGAUCUUGGUGCUGCUGUAGGUCCCCCUUGGUUGGGGACAGAUCUAGGUGCUGCUGUAGGCCCUCCUUGGUUGGGGACAGAUCUAGGUGCUGCUGUAGGCCCUCCUUGGUUGGGGACAGAUCUAGGUGCUGCUGUAGGUCCUCCUUGGUUGGGGACAGAUCUAGGUGCUGCUGUAGGUCCUUCUUGGUUGGGGACAGAUCUAGGUGCUGCUGUAGGUCCUCCUUGGUUGGGGACAGAUCUAGGUGCUGCUGUAGGUCCUCCUUGGUUGGGGACAGAUCUAGGUGCUGCUGUAGGUCCUCCUUGGUUGGGGACAGAUCUAGGUGCUGCUGUAGGUCCUCCUUGGUUGGGGACAGAUCUUGGUGCUGCUGUAGGUCCUCCUUGGUUGGGGACAGAUCUAGGUGCUGCUGUAGGUCCUCCUUGGUUGGGGACAGAUCUAGGUGCUGCUGUAGGUCCUCCUUGGUUGGGGACAGAUCUAGGUGCUGCUGUAGGCCCUCCUUGGUUGGGGACAGAUCUAGGUGCUGUUGUAGGCCCUCCUUGGUUGGGGACAGAUCUAGGUGCUGCUGUAGGCCCUCCUUGGUUGGGGACAGAUCUAGGUGCUGCUGUAGGUCCUCCUUGGUUGGGGACAGAUCUAGGUGCUGCUGUAGGUCCUCCUUGGUUGGGGACAGAUCUAGGUGCUGCUGUAGGUCCUCCUUGGUUGGGGACAGAUCUAGGUGCUGCUGUAGGUCCUUCUUGGUUGGGGACAGAUCUAGGUGCUGCUGUAGGUCCUCCUUGGUUGGGGAUAGAUGCAUCGGAUCAUUUGCAAACAUUAGACAUUUGUUUUCCAAGUCCAGUUGGGCCGGGUGCUGCAGACUGUUCUAGUGCCCUUGUCAAUUCAUUGACAUAUAUGUUGAAGAGGGUAGGGCUCAAGCUGCAUCCCUGUCUCACCCUACAGGCCCUGUAUAGCCAGGUCCACCUCUACAAGGCAGCAGUGCCCACCUUUGGGUCCUGCCUUGUAGAGGGGGACCUAGUCAUAAAGGCUGUCCAUGUUCAGGGGGAGUGUUAGUCCAACUAGAUGUUUGAUUUUGAGGUACAGUCACGGGAAAUGCUUAUGUUUACUUUCUGUGUGGUAGCAGGGUGGAAGUCUUUCUGUGGUAGCACGGUGGAAGUCUUUCUGUGGUAGCAGUGUGGAAGUCUUUCUGUGGUAGCAGGGUGGAAGUCUUUCUAUGGUAGCAGGGUGGAAGUCUUUCUGUGGUAGCAGGGUGGAAGUCUUUAUGUGGUAGCAGGGUGGAAGUCUUUCUGUGGUAGCAGGGUGGAAGUCUUUCUGUGGUAGCAGGGUGAAAGUCUUUCUGUGGUAGCAGGGUGGAGAUAACCACUUGUGAAUUGGGGAAAGUGGAAGAAGCUUUUUCAAUCACUUCCUUCAGUGCUGAGGCCACCCUUUUCUGCUGUGUUCUCAGGUCGUUUGUGCCUGUGUGUAUUAUUAUGUGGCUGGGUGAACCGAGUUGGUCCUCAGACAGAAGGUCUAGGGCGCGCUGGGUGUUUGGACACCAGAGUUUAGACAGUCUUUGUUGGGAAAAAGUGUUUUUCCUUGUAUAUACUUCCUUAUUGAGCCCAUAAGUAGUACGAUCUUUGU
Messenger RNA from Oncorhynchus keta (chum salmon), 3651 nucleotides. RefSeq lists its product as uncharacterized. Lineage: Eukaryota; Metazoa; Chordata; Actinopteri; Salmoniformes; Salmonidae. Bases 1270 to 3084 code for a protein of 604 amino acids. The record is from RefSeq and is a predicted model, not a curated record. The transcript is spliced from 2 exons.